Molecule: messenger RNA, 816 nt
Organism: Diaporthe amygdali
Lineage: Eukaryota; Fungi; Ascomycota; Sordariomycetes; Diaporthales; Diaporthaceae
Exons: 2
Coding region: 1-816 (271 amino acids)
Source: RefSeq, a predicted model, not a curated record
AUGCAGACUCCGUCUCUUUUCUCUGCCGCCCUGCUUCUCUCUCCCGUCCUGGCGGGAGGCAUGCCACGACCAGAAGACACUGUGCCGCCGGCGAUCGAGCCGUCCAAGCUAGAGAACUUCACAUGGGCAGACCCAUUCUCCUCCCCGAAGCUUGCCAACUUCGAAGCCGCCUGCGAGAGCAAGCGCACCUUCACAGCAUCCGAGUAUCAGCUUCAUGAUCUCCAAAUACCCGAGCCCAAGGGCCUCCAGCCAUACAGCGAAGCUCUCAAGGAAUUCUUCGGUGGGCGUCCAUAUCCAGGAGGAUGGGACGGUAUCGACGCCCAUCGGUAUGAGCGAAACCUGCUCAAGAUGGAAUACGCGGAUGUUCCCGUGAAGGUCAGGGAGUGGAUUGAGGAAGAGGAGAGGAGCGAAGGCCCCGGGAAAGGGCUGUUCGCGGUUUACCAGAAGCCUGCCGAGGGAGAGACGGUGAAAAAGACGGCGAAAGUGCCACCUGCAAACGCGGAUCACUUAAGGCCGCUGGACCAGAAGCGCGCUGUCAUCUUUGCCCCAGGGGCGGUAUAUGAAACAUUGCCGCUAUGGGUUGCCGAAGGCAGCAAAUGUGAAGAAACUCUGACGGACCUGACCAAGUAUGGUCCUAAGUUAGUUGAUGGCGGGGUAGUUGCAUGGCCUACGGACUACACGACACCCAAAAGAAGCUCGGAGGAGAGGAAGAUUGAGUUCACCAUCAAGGCUCAAGUUUUAAGCGCGAAGGCAGGUGCGCAUUUAGACAAGGAUGGGCAGGACGCAGUCAAGACUGAUAGCAAAGAUGAGCUGUAA